CCCCUUUCCAGCGGCACGGCACUGCACUGCUGCAACUCUCUCAGCUCGUCGACAGCAUCUCUUCGACCAAGACCUGCCCAUCAUGACGGAGAAGUCGAGGAACAACGCCGGCCAGGAGAAGCCCGACAAGGGCUUCUACUUCCUCGGCGGCCGGCAGUACCCUCGAGUCCAGUGGACCAAGGACCCCAACAUGCGGAAGCUGUACAUCUACUGCUUCCUGCUCAUCCUCGUCAACGUCGCCAAUGGCUUCGACGGCUCCAUGAUGAACGGUCUGCAGUCUCUGCCCCUGUGGCAGGACUACUUUGACCAUCCUGUCGGCGUCCGCCUCAGUCUCUUCGGUUCCGCCAUGACCCUCGGUGGUCUGCUCGCCCUGCCCGUCAUCCCCUGGUGCUGCGACCACCUCGGCCGCAAGAAGACCGUCAUCAUCGGUUCCUUUAUUAUUCUCCUCGGCGUUGCCCUGCAGGCAGGCGCGAUCAACUUCCCCAUGUUCUUCGCUGCACGCAUCAUCCUCGGCACCGGCAUGACCCUCGCCACCACCGCCGGCCCGCUUCUCGUCGCCGAGAUCGCCCACCCACAAGAUCGCGCUAUUCUGACCACAUUCAUGGGUCUGGCGUACGCGAUUGGAUCAUUUGUGGCUUCGUGGGUAACGUUUGGAACCCUCAAAAUUCCCAAUGACUGGGCGUGGCGAGUUCCCUCCCUCCUCCAGUGCUGGUGCACGGUCAUCAUCUUGUGUAUUAUCUGGUGGAUCCCCGAGUCGCCUCGUUUCUACAUUGCCCGCGACGAGCACGAGAAGGCCCUGGCCAUUCUUGCUCACUACCACGGUGCCGGUGACGAGAACAACGAGAUCGUGCAGCUCGAGUACAACGAGAUUCGCACCGCGAUCGCCAUGGACCGCGAGAACAACAUCAACUCGUCCUGGAUGGACUUUGUCAGCACGCCCGGUAACCGCAAGCGCCUCAUGCUCGUCGUGGCCUUGGCCGCGUUCGCCCAGUGGUCCGGAAACGGCAUUGUGUCGUACUACCUCAAGCUCGUCCUGGACGGCAUCGGCAUCACCAACUCGCAGGACCAGCUCGGCAUCAACAGCGGGUCCAAGACCAUGUCCCUGCUCGUCAACCUGGGUGUUGCCUUCUUCAUUGAUCGCUUCGGCCGUCGCCCCAUCCUGCUUGUCAGCACCACGGGCAUGUUCGUCAUGUUCCUGAUCUGGACCAUCCUGAGCGCUCUCUACAACAAGGACGCCCCCAACCCGGCGCUCGGUCGUGCCGUCGUUGGUCUUAUCUAUGCCUACAACUUCUGCUACAACUUCAAGACCGGCCUGCCCCUGACCUACACGACCGAGAUCCUGCCCUACGGCCUGCGCGCCAAGGGCGCCGCCGUCUCCGUCGUGACCACCACCGCGACCGUCUUCUUCAACCAGUUCAUCAACCCCAUCGCCAUGAACAACAUCCAGUGGCGCUACUACAUCUUCUACGUCUGCUUCCUCGCCUUCGAGAUCGUCUUCCUCUACUUCAUGGUCGUCGAGACCCGCUAUGUCCCCAUGGAGGAGAUCGCCAAGCACUUUGACGGCGAGCAGGCUGACGUCGCGGCCGUCGCGGCCGGCAAGACGGCCGAGCUGGAGCACGGCGCGGCGGUCAGCCAUGUCGAGAUCUCGCAUGGCAGGAAGGCUGAUGUUUAAGGAACGGGACCUGGUUGUUUCCUUGAUGCAAGUUGAUGGACUGCAUGGUGUGGCAUGACAAAGCUGUGUUGAUCUCAAGUCGGCAUUUGUUGCCAGUCACUGAUGUCCGCUGUCACGCUGCUGCUGUGUAAUCACUCAUCCCAGCUGCUCCCUUGUGUCACGUAGAACGAGUGGUCAGCCCUUUGCCUGAUUUUUAUGAAUAUAACCUCCAAUACUGAAUUCAACGUGUGAACCAUUGAAUGGACUGUGGGAAAACGCGCAU
Molecule: messenger RNA, 1934 nt
Organism: Microdochium trichocladiopsis
Lineage: Eukaryota; Fungi; Ascomycota; Sordariomycetes; Xylariales; Microdochiaceae
Product: general substrate transporter
Exons: 2
Coding region: 83-1672 (529 amino acids)
Biological process (GO): carbohydrate transport; transmembrane transport
Cellular component (GO): membrane
Molecular function (GO): carbohydrate:proton symporter activity
Source: RefSeq, a predicted model, not a curated record